AACAGUUCCUAUUUAAAAAUAUUAUUUUCAAUCCACACGAAUUUAUGGAUUAUUUUGCAUGCAAAAUCUGACCGCCACUCCAACUUCUCCAAUUUUGCACGCCUCAUUCACCACCACCACAAGGUCCUUACUACUUUCCGUAUUUCUCCAAAACCCCCUCAAAGCUUCUUAAUUUUCUCAAAAGCACUCAAUCCUCCACCAUGUCCGUGGCAGCCAUGAAAUCCACCAGAACGAGUUUACACGCUACACCAUUUUCAAUCCCAAACAUUCCAACAAAAACCCAUCAAUACCCACAAAUCAUAUUUCCAAACCAACACGUAUCCCUCUCUCAAACCAGGGUAUAUUUGAAAACGGCCAUUAAAGCUUCGAGCCAGAGCGCACCCACUGGUUCGUCUCCGGGCCUCUAUUCUGCCCGUAAAUUCGAUCUGACGCCUCAAAACGUGGACUUGGUCCUCGAAGAUGUUAGGCCUUAUCUUAUCUCCGAUGGCGGGAACGUCGACGUCGUGUCCGUUGAAGAUGGUGUCAUCUCUCUCAAGCUCCAAGGAGCAUGUGGUAGCUGCCCUAGCUCAACAACAACAAUGAAGAUGGGUAUUGAAAGAGUAUUGAAAGAAAAAUUUGGAGAUGCAGUGAAAGAUAUUCGCCAAGUGGUGGAUGAUGAAGUAACAGAGACAACUGUGGAGUCGGUGAAUGGUCAUCUUGAUAUAUUACGACCAGCCAUUAAGAAUUAUGGUGGGAGCGUGGAAGUGGUAUCUGUUGAAGGUGGAAAUUGCCUUGUUAAGUAUACAGGGCCUGAGUCCAUUGCAUCAGGAAUCAAAGCGGCGAUCAAGGAGAAGUUCCCAGAUAUUUUGGAUGUUUCAUUAAUUGGUUAGGUUUUUCUUCUAUAAUAUGAGCUGGCUUAAGUGUCCAGCUUCAUUUUAUGAGGCUGGUAUGGCUAUUGGCAUGAGCUUGAGCUAUAUCAAGUCAUGAACAUGUGAGAUGUACAUGGGUUUGUAGAGAUUGCAUCUUGUAUUAUCCAUGCAUGGGAUCUCAAGCUUUAACACUUGUAACUUUGAAAUCACUUUUCUCAGUAAAAGGAUACAAAAUUUUGUAAUUGUAA
Carica papaya (papaya) is the source of this 1096-nucleotide messenger RNA. It is a transcript of the gene NFU1, whose product is annotated as NFU domain protein 1. Lineage: Eukaryota; Viridiplantae; Streptophyta; Magnoliopsida; Brassicales; Caricaceae. Gene Ontology annotation, cellular component: mitochondrion. Gene Ontology annotation, molecular function: iron-sulfur cluster binding; iron ion binding. Gene Ontology annotation, biological process: iron-sulfur cluster assembly. The record is from RefSeq and is a predicted model, not a curated record.